AUAAAGUUCACAUUUAUGCGAUAUCAUUGUGAAGGUGUGGCCAAUUUGUUUUCAUCAUUGAGUGUAUGCCUGGAUAACAUGAGAUAACACGAGAUAAGCAAUAAUUAGGCCUGUGAUAGUGAAGUUGGCGUGCCACAGCAGUAAAGAAGAAAUUAAAUUAUUAAGCCAAGACAACUGCUAUAAUAAAAUAUCUAGUCGUCGAGUCCUAGUAACUGUAAACAAAGCACUAUACGAAUAUGAUUCCUUGUGACGUUAUUUUAUUGCAUUGGUAUCACACUUUGCAAAUUAAAGUAGCACAUGCACUAAUGCAUGAUAUGAAAAAUAUGAAUAUUGUACAUAAAGGUGAGGGUGUGUUUUAAUGGUACAUCUGGGACCCCUGUUGAAUUCUACACUCGAAGCCAAUUUGUGUAUUUGUUCCAUUUUCCUUUUAUUAGGUUCCCUGAAUGAAGUAGCUAUUAAAAAUGCAGAGAUCAAGGCAUUGGGCAGCAUGUACUUCAUCCACAAGUCGUUGAAGAACAUCCGCCAGUAUGACUUCAGUGUUAAGGAUUUUAAAGCAGUGCCGGGACUGGACAAGUUUGUGGGCUCUCUGGAUGGGGUCACCACCAUGGAAAAAGAAAAAUUCCCAAAGAAUUUCUGGCCCGAUUUCAAGUGGUCCAGGAAGGGCUUCAUGAGGACCCGCUGGAUCAUCCACGACCGGGGACUAGACCUGGUCAACGUCCACCUGUUCCACGAUGCCUCCAACCUCAUUGCCUGCAAGACCAGUCCUUCUGUUUACUCUGCCAACCGCAAAAAUGCACUGCGGCACGUCAUCAACAGGAUAUCAGACAACUGCCACAAUACGACGCCUUUCUUCCUGUUUGGAGACUUUAACUUCCGUUUGGACACGCUGAGUCUGGUCCAACAUCUGUCUACCUCAGCUGAAGUUCAGACCGUGAAGAAGGACCGCAGUAACGAAGUGCAGAAAAUCAUCUGCGAGGAGAAAGCUGACCGCCAGGUGCUUCUGCUGAUUGAGGACAAGCUCUUCGCCUACCUGCAUCAGGCCGUGUUCAGAGACGACAACGGCAGAGCGCUGCUAAAAUAUGACAAAGAAGUCACAGCCUUUCACGAUGUUGUUAGAGAAGAGGAAAUCACGUUUCCGCCCAGCUACCCUUACAGUGAAGAGUACACUAAACCCACCCAGUACAUGAACACGCGCUGUCCCGCAUGGUGCGAUCGCAUUCUGAUGUCGCACGCCGCACAACAAUUCAUCCACAGCGGCGCCGAUGGUGAGAAGAGCGUUGUUUACGACACGGUGGGCCCGAAUGUUUGUAUGGGAGAUCACAAGGUAGAAACAUUUAGUCGAAACAUGAAUGCUGCAGUGGCCCACCGAGUUGGCAUUAACGUGUCAUUUUGUCUCCUCAACAGCCUGUUUUCUUAUUCUUCGCACUGAAGACAAAUGUACAUUGACUCGGGAUCUUCUCCGUGGUAAACCAGUGAGUGUUGUGUGCGUGUCCAUAUUGCACCGUUACUGUUCGUGGCAUGUGUCGGGGACGGGGGAGGGGAGAGCAGCGAUCUCGUCGAGAUCCCCCGAGAGGCGUUAGCUCGACGGGCCCCGCGUCGUCGUCGUAUGAACUAAGAUGAAGGAGCAGCGGGACAGCAGCUCUCCUUUUGUGUGCAUGUGCCAUCAGCACCUUUCGCUGUUGUCUUUUACGUCCUCUCCGCUGUCAAUCUGGAUCCACAACACAGCGCACCGCUUCCUCGGCCCGCAUUUCCAUCUGGACGGCCGCCUGGGGAGAAAUACAUUGCACCCGACAGGACAUUGGCAUUUUUACGGGGGGGUUAAAUUAACCUUAUUGAGGAUGACUUACUUUUUAAUGAGGCAUUUAACAUUAGAGACAAUUUAUGUUUGGCUGGAACGGAUAAGCCAGGACAAGUUCAUGAAUGUGUGUCUUCAUAAAAUAAACAUUUUAAGAGUUUUUAGAAUUAAAAAAAAAAUGAACACUUAACAUUUUAACUUGGGGUUUAUCAAAAAAAUGUAUGAAGAGUAAACGUCUGAGUCUAAGAAUGAUCAAUUACACAAUGAAAAUCUCCAAAUAUGCCGCAUCGUAGAUAAAUAUGCAUACGGUUAAAGCCCGAACUUUACGCUCGAUAAUGCAAAAAUAAAUCAUGACAACAAGAUAAUCUUAGCAAUUUUGCGCCCGAUUUUCCGCUUGUAAUAAUAAUGUAGCUUUUUUUGUGAAAUGCACCUUAAUCAUUGACUCUCAAGAGUGUUAAAAAUUCAAAGCAUUUUACAAGCCCUGAUCAUCUGAAGAUAAAUAAAACGUUCGACAUGUUUAUCAUUUACAAUUAUUAAAAAUUCUGUUGGGCGUAGUUGGCACUGUGGACAUCCGGGCCCCCUGAAAACAAAAUAGCCAAUCAGGAAGCGACCUGAGUGAAGGCGACGGAAGCGCAACAAAUAAUGGUGACCGUCAACAGCGCGAAGUCAGACUGGACUUUGCUGAUGGAGUACUUUACAUCAGUAUUUGCCAACCUUUAUUGAGUCAAGACACAUAUUUUAAAUUUGAAUAAUCUCCCAAUACUCCAGCAAACAAAAUUGUCACAAAAACCAUAUACAGUACGCUGAAACAUACUGUGCAAGUAUAUAAAUAUACAUCGCAAUCAACACACUAAUGUAUUUCGUGUGAAAUCUGUGCCUUCGGUUGAACACAAAUCUAUUAUUCUGUUGUAUGAAUGGCCACAGGUGGAUAUACAUUUCAAGUGUACAUUCGGCUAUCGAGCGGAAGAGCAGUUCAUUGCUCUCCUUGUCACACUAUGUCACUGGCGUAGAUAGAUGAACAAAUACAUGACAAUAUUUGGUCUGAAAUGUGUUAUUGAAGUGAAGUUGGAUAAGCAACACCCCCUCCCGCUCCCAUUACAUGAAUUAAGAUUACUCUGUGCUGCCACGCCGGCAUUGCAAAUGAGAAUCUGUUCUCAAAUGCCGCCUUACCUGGAAAAAUAGAAUACAUUGAGCUAAUGGCCCGCCUUUUCUUUUUUCUUUUUUCCUUCCUCUCGCACUCGUCUGCAGCACAUUGCUGCAUUGCACCUCCCGGCAAACAGGUCGAGUUUAAUUGUGCAAGACUUUGAUCGGCGGUGGGCAGAUCGUUGAGUCUGUGCUGUGCUGUCUCGGUCACCGUCGAAAAAUAAGAACGCGCUAACAUCAUGUACGGGGUCCCCUGUUUUAUAAGUCAAUUCAGAUCUUAGGUGUUUGUGUGUGCGUGUACACUGGUGUAAUGUAAGUAACUUUGAUUGAAUGUUUGUUGUUGUUGUUGUUGCGUGGGUUUGUCUCUCUCAAGGUGCAGCAACAUGCUCCUCAGAAAACUGGCACAGCACCUGUGGGAUAAAAGACAAGUAGGAGUCGAUUGCAGGUCAAAUGACAGACGGUCGAUCCUGAUACAAGUUCUUUCAAGUUCAACACCUCCAUGUGACCUUUUUACAUUUAUAUAUAUAUAUAUAUAUUUUUUUUUUAGCAUGAGCAAUUAUCUACAGACUCUCUCCAGUUGAACUUCACCAAUGAAUCUCUAAACAUAUAUUAUUAUUGUUUUUAUUAUUAUUAUUCUAGUCAGGUAACUUUGUUACCGUGUGUUCAGAACUUAUUUAAUGAGCCAUAGAAUGUUUAACUGUAUAUGUGCUUUUCUUUCAACUGUAACGUGUGCUUUUGUUUUGUAUUUUUCUAUUUUUAGGUAUUUACUGUUACAUUGUUUUUUUAAUUCUCUGAGUUGUGGCUGCCACAAAUAAUUUCAUACAGCUGUUACAUGUACUGUAUGUUUGACCGGGGAGGGGGGGGCGACACUGUACGAUUCACUAAAAGGCAUGUAACAAGUAUUAUUUUCAAAUAUUUGCAGUUUUGCCGUUUCAAGUGCUCGAAAUUGUCACACAGCUGACAAAUGUUGAAACAUGAAACUGCUGUUAGAAAACUGUUGCAUUUCUUAUAAACAUAAUUUCUUUUAAAACGAUCAAGAAUACCAGUCAUGGUAACUACACAUGAAUAUAUGGAUGAGUUUGUGUUUUAUCUCUGCUGAAAAUGGGUCCUGAAAAUACUUAAAAUAAUGGAGUUUAAAAAAAAAAUAAUACAAUGAACCCUGUAUACAAAGUGCUUUAUUCCAUUUCACACUUAGCAUCUUGCUAUUUUUAAUGUAUCCUUUUAAACUUGUUUGGUUUCAUGUUGUUGCUGGGCACAAAGUCUAUAUAGCUGUAUCCAAAUUCAGGGGCUGCACCCCCCCCCCCAAAUAAAUUUGUUCGAGUUUAAAAAUUAAUUUACCACUGUUAAUAUUGAGAUGCCGAGAUUAGAAUUUGGGACUUCCAUUGUAAUAACGUUAAAUGUGGCCCGUGACUCCAAUAUGGAAACAGUUUUCAGGACUGAGCAGGGGCGUACAAAGAAUUUUGGCAGACGGGUGGCCGCGAGUAGUCUGCUGCAGCCCCUCAAUAGGGCCGCAACUCCAGUCAGUUUUGUUUUGGUUUUGUUUGCUAUGGUGCACCUUCCUUAUUUUGUUGCCAAAAACAUCCUGUCCUGUAUCUCACGUUGAUGUUCUACAUGGCUUCACUAAAGCUUCACUCACAUGUCGUACAAUAUAUUGCGCACUGGUGGUUUUCUUCAUUGUUAGACUUGAGUAAAUGUGAUAUACUGUAAUAUAUAUUUUUAAUUUCAUUUUUUAGUUUUUUUUUUCCUGUGAUUACUAAUACAGAUUAAAGUUUUUUUUUUUUUUUUGUGACAAGCCCACUGCUGCAAUCAAUAUAUGUUCAGCCAAGAAUUUUUGUGUGUGUACAUUGUCACAUUCUAUUGAAUAACAGUAUGCGCAUGUGACUGAAGACUUGCCAUGAUGGAUACAAAUAAAAAGGCAGCUGGAAAGAAAUGAUAUUUCUGGUUGGUACAAGAGUG
Molecule: messenger RNA, 4894 nt
Organism: Phycodurus eques (leafy seadragon)
Lineage: Eukaryota; Metazoa; Chordata; Actinopteri; Syngnathiformes; Syngnathidae
Gene: inpp5l
Product: inositol polyphosphate-5-phosphatase L
Exons: 11
Coding region: 359-1429 (356 amino acids)
Biological process (GO): phosphatidylinositol dephosphorylation
Molecular function (GO): inositol-polyphosphate 5-phosphatase activity
Source: RefSeq, a predicted model, not a curated record